This is a messenger RNA of Pieris macdunnoughi, 1980 nucleotides long. The record is from the annotation of a GenBank genome assembly. Lineage: Eukaryota; Metazoa; Arthropoda; Insecta; Lepidoptera; Pieridae.
AUGCAGCAGCUAACAAUUUUCAUGGAUAUUGAAAGUUCUCGCUCGUAUAUCGACGAAUUAUAUUCUGCGGACGAGACGAAAAUUUUAGAGGCUCUAAUUGCGUUGAAGAAUUCAGUUAUAGGCAGUAACAGACAGAAGUCUUCGGUUAUUCAACAAGGCAUAGUACCAAGGCUGCUCCAGUUAAUGUCUGAGCAGAACUGGGAUCCUAAUAUUAGAUUAGAGGCCACUAUUACUAUUGGUUCCUUAGCAAAAGGCACAUCAGAUAAUGUCACUGCAUUAGUUGAACAAGGUGCAGCAGUGGCUCUUGUGGAGAUAUUGAAAGAUGUGCCAAUAGGAACAAAAUUGGCUGAAGCUAGCCUUUGUGCUUUAAGGAGUAUAUUCCUUAAUCCUCCUGCACCAAUAUCUGCCUUGCCAUCCGAGAUGAGACUUCUGUCACGGUUGACUCAAAUAGCAAGAGAGGGUUCACCUACUGCGCGUGCUUGUGUAGUCCGUAUACUAUCAAUAUGGUGUGGAGGUCCUAUUGAACAGGAAGCAUUAUGUGCUGCAGGUGCUUGUAAUGCAAUAGCAGCGCUACUGGCACCUAAAGGCACAUCACCACCACCCAUAGCAAGGGCCUUGCCAGCAUUGGAUUUGUUAGCUGCAAUGUGCUUUGAAAAUGCUAAUGUUUCUCAAGUUGCAUUGAAUACUAGGUAUGGAGACAAAACAAUUCCUGAACUUUUGACUCUCCUAGUGUCAAGAGAUAAACCUUUGCCUGUAGCGAUGGGUGCUGCCCGUUGUCUCACUUUUAUACAUAGAGCAGGAGCAAUAACAGCUGAUGAUAGCAGAGUGGUAUUUGGAGCGCUGCCAUGCCUUGCUCGACUUUGUACCAAAGACAUGCCCGAAGACAUUAGAGCAACGGCGGCUGAAACGCUGGCGUAUUUGGCUGAAGUAGACACAUCACUCCAAAGACUAGCUGCGAUAUCAAAUCACCUCAUGAGCUCGCUGGCGGACAUAGUAAAUUGUCCGUCGCCAGCCGCGAAGCAGGGCGCAUUCAAAUGUUUCGCCUCACUCGGCGCAAACGCAGAAGAUAUAAGAAAAAGAAUAAUCGAAACACAUGGUUUAAUGGUUCAUAUUGUUAACGGAAUGAAUAAUCCCGAACCUUCGGUAAGGUUAGCGGCGGUCCGAUGUCUCCAUUCUCUCUCGAGAUCAGUCCAACAGUUAAGAACUACAUUUCAGGAUCACUCUGUCUGGCGUCCCCUGAUGCUGCUGUUAAGUGAGUCUCCAGGCACCGAACUCCUCACAGUUGGCUCUUCGACUCUCUGCAAUCUACUUCUGGAAUUCUCACCCGCCAAGGAGCCCAUGUUAGAUCAAGGCGUCGUAGAGAUGCUUUGUAACCUAACGAAGAGGCCGGAAGCGGCGCUUCGCCUAAACGGAAUAUGGGCACUUAUGAAUAUGGCUUUUCAGGCGGAACAAAAGGUGAAGCAACGAAUAUUAAGCUGUCUCGGCACAGAGCAAAUGUUCCGUCUCUUAGGUGAUAGUGAUACACGGGUUAUUAUGAAGACUUUAGGCUUAUUACGCAACUUACUGUCGACGAGGCAACAUAUCGAUGCUAUUAUGAGCGAGUUUUCUUCGCAGGUCAUGCAGGCUGUGAUAGUCGUCUUAGAAGGCUCAUAUCCGGCGGAAGUGAAGGAACAAGCGUUAUGCAUACUCGGAAAUAUCGGAGAUGGAGAGAAAGCAAAGGAUUUUAUUAUGGCCAAUGAAGAUGUUCUCAGAAAGUUGGUGGAUUAUUUGGCGCAUCCAGAGAGCAAACUCCAAGAAGCGGCCUUGUUCGUUGCCGGCAAUUUGGUCUGGAAAGGCGAAGCCGGGUGUGCGGCGAGGCAAGCGAGACUCGCGGAGUUGGGCGUUCUUCGGGCGCUUAAACUCCUGCGACAAAGGCCGGAUGCCGCACACCUGCAUGAUAAAGUCAAAACCGCCCUGGCACAAUUCAACGAGUUGACAUAA